GACAAUUGCAAGCAAAAGCUCGCACCGCGGAGAGCAGAGCCACGCAAUCCCGUGCUUCCAGUGUGCAAUCGAGCGCGGGGAGGACCAAGGAUCAAGGUCUGUGAGCUGCACUUCUGCCACGUUCUCCCUCCUACGGGCCACAGCCGAGAGAAGUGGUGCUCGCUCGGUCUUGCCCACCGCCGUUGCUUGUCUUAUGACACUCCACGUCUAGCGCCGUCCGGCAUGUGGGUGGAAUAGGUAAAAGCAGCGUCCCUUCUUGAGUACACGUCCUCGUCUGGUUACUUCUCUCGCCUUUUCUUCGCUCGCCGUCGCCACUACAGCUAUUUCACUGACUCUCCGCUGCAUGCGCAAAGCAUCUUGGCGCUGGAAACAUCGAUCUGCUCCAUAAUACGGCCGAUCAUCCGACCCGCUUCCAACUGACGACGACCUGCUUUGCCUUCGGAAGGACCGAUAUGGCGUGAAGAAAUAUCGCCGUCACUCAAUCGCCAGAAGAACAAAAGGACUGCUCGGUCGCCUGGCAAUGGCGUCGACAUUUGCGACCUCUGCUCCUCACCAGUUCGAGCAACAUCAUUCCAGCAUGCCUUCUGCGACAUUAUCAUCCACGAUGCCGGAUGCAUCUCCUUUCCAACUGAGAGAGGAGGAUCUGGAGACCCUCUCACAAUCCGAUGGCUUCACGAUACUACGACAACACCUCGCGCAGCACUACACAUACGACCUCUGCGAAAUCCACUCACCCUGUCACGUCGGGAACAUCGAAAAGUGGCUCAUUGUUCGAGAUGUCUUGCACGCACUACUUGUCCCAAUCGUUGAGCUCUUCGAUAAAGCUUGUGGAGUCGCCGCGAUAGCCACUGGCGCCAAUCGGCUCGAGGAUCUCGAAUAUGCCUUUACUGGACCUUCAAGGGGUGCCUUUGUCUGGCUACAGUGUUUCUUCU
Molecule: messenger RNA, 932 nt
Organism: Zymoseptoria tritici IPO323
Lineage: Eukaryota; Fungi; Ascomycota; Dothideomycetes; Mycosphaerellales; Mycosphaerellaceae
Exons: 1
Source: RefSeq, a predicted model, not a curated record